GUGGUCCUAUGACAUCCUGGACCAGCUGGAUCCGGCUCACCGCAGGAUGUUCCCAGCCAUCCUCACUUACCGGUUCUCUUGUGAAAUGCAUGUGGCAAAGUUGAUGAGGGAGCGCUCUAUCGGCAACAGCGUCUCUAUGCUGUAUCACAAGCUAUGUGAACAGCAUAGUGAGGAAUGGAUGGAGAGGUCCCUGCAAUACCUCUCUGUGUGUGACCGGUUCCAGGGUAUCACCACACAGCCCAUCUCACCUCUACCACCCAAGCCGCCUGUACCAACCGCCAAGUGGCUCCUCUCUGUCCACGCAGAUGAUAUCCCGGUAUCCCGGUCCCGGUAUGGUGAGCUCAAAGCCAGGGUCACCUCUGUCUUUGGGUCCAUCCUGAAGAUGGACUCCACAAAAAAGGUGGCCAAAAAACUGGCGGGAGCUGCAGCUGGGACCGCAGCCUGGGUCACCAAUGUGGGAAAUGAGCACGGACAGGUCCUCAUGUCUGUGCUCACCUCACAUGAGGGUCAGGGACUGCUGCCCAUGACCACAGGCCCGGUGAAAAGGUACGAGGCGGCUGGAGUCGCUCCCCCUACACUCCUUUAUGUGGACAGAUACUGCUGCUCUUCUGUGGGCACCUCCAGAGCAGGUGCCAUGUUCAGCGGCUGGAGUGACGUGGUGGUACGUCUUGAUGUGUGGCACUUCAUGCGGCGCUUUGCCGGAGGUCUGCACACUGACAGCCACCCGCUCUACGGUCUGUUCAUGGCGAAGCUCUCCGCCUGGAUUUUUGUCUGGGACGAGGGAGAUGUAGCUCUGCUGAGGGAGGCAAAAAUGCGGAAGCUGGAGCAACAGCAGGGCAUCAGAGGCCUCACUGAUGACCACCUGACCAGCAGGCUCACCUCCAGUCGACGCUGCACACAUGGCGUGGAGGAGACAGAGCAGCUGAUCGUUGAGUUGCUGGAGGCCUUCAAGGACGCCAGGGAAACCAUGGGUAUCCCCUUGGUGGACCAGGAGAGGAUGGACGUCAUCUGGGACACCCAAAGACACCAUCUUCCCUGCAUCCAGGACUCCCCUGGUGUGCAGCUGUACACCCAGACAGGAAGAACAAGCGCUAACCUGGAAAAUGUCCAGGCUUAUCUGCUUGAGGGUUUGGAGUGGUGGAACGAGGACCGCGCUGCUGCUGCUACCAUCACGGAUGAGGCCCCGUCAUCCCUGCGCUACUACAGUGCCUCGCUCCAGCACAGCCUCAAUGAACUCAGUCAGCGUCUUCUUGGCUGUAGUCUUGUACAAGACUAUUCAAAGCCAGGACAGUACCCGGGCAAGCUCAUCGGGGUGGAGUACCUGUGCUCGCAGCAGUCCUGGGAGUUCAGGGAGAACUUUGGGCGGGACCCAGAUGCCCCAGACAGAAUCCCAGACGACUUGGGGGAGGCAGAAGAUGAGGGAUUUGGGGAUGAGGCAGAGGAGCAGGACCACACCAUCUCCCCUCUUUCCUUAGUGUCCACCCAGGAAGCUGUACGCUUGUCUCGAGAUUCAGCGUCUCCCUCUCAGUCCUCCCAGGACCUGCCACCUGAGCCCCAAAAAGAUGUGUGCAGAGGACCAGACGGGACACCAGGUUUUGACAGAGUGGUGGAGCUGGCCAGGUACCUCGUUGAGCUAAGAGAAAAGCCUUGUGUCUCAGAUAGGGAAGCCACUGACAUUGUUCGGCUGUGGGACAGACUGCCGGACAAUAAAAAAAAAGGUGUUUCCUAUCCGCCGAGACACAAUGAGAGACUCUUACAAGGCAGGUUCAAGGCCACCCACUCCAAAACCUCCACCUGCCAUGGAAAGGAGAGCCUGAAGCGGUGUGUGCUGGGGCAGGGGUCGGUUCCUGCCCAAUGGCCCAAUAUUUGUAGAAUUGUAGAGGCAGUAUGUCUGGAGCUCUGCUCCAUUCAUCCAUCGGGGAAGGUGAAGUGGGGGCGUUUCAUUGAACCGCUGGGCUGCCGUUCUACAUGACUACCAGGUCAUACUGAGGCUGGUGGGGAACUGCCCAGCACUGAGGGGACGGGCAAGGAUUCAGCUGUUUGAGGUCAAUCAGUGGACGCCUUCUGUCUGGUACAACAACUACAGGAAGAAGCUGGAAGCAGACGUGCUAGCUCUGAGUGUGCCCUUACCUCAGAUCAGCAUGGUGUCUCACACC
This is a messenger RNA of Rhinichthys klamathensis goyatoka, 2156 nucleotides long. RefSeq lists its product as uncharacterized. Bases 47 to 1972 code for a protein of 641 amino acids. NCBI's taxonomy places the organism in Eukaryota, Metazoa, Chordata, Actinopteri, Cypriniformes, Leuciscidae. The transcript is spliced from 8 exons. The record is from RefSeq and is a predicted model, not a curated record.